This is a messenger RNA of Temnothorax curvispinosus, 1669 nucleotides long. RefSeq lists its product as uncharacterized. The record is from RefSeq and is a predicted model, not a curated record. The transcript has 4 exons. Bases 107 to 442 code for a protein of 111 amino acids. Gene Ontology annotation, molecular function: sequence-specific DNA binding. Lineage: Eukaryota; Metazoa; Arthropoda; Insecta; Hymenoptera; Formicidae.
UGCCACUGGCUUAAAGACAUCUUUUAAACAUGUGUGCACUGGUAGUGAAUAUCGGGACGCAGCCUCUAUAGAAAACGCUAAAUGUAAUCUUUGGAUCUGUGAAAUUAUGGGAUACAACAAAUGUUGUAUACCUGGAUGCUCAACUAAGUAUGGUCAUGAUCUCAUUCUUCGGAUUUUUCCAACGGAUAGUAUCUUAAAGACUAAGUGGAGGCAAAAUUUAGGGAAUAUAAGAAUAUCUCAAUCAUCUGCUGUAUGUGAGUUGCAUUUCGCUCAGUCUGAGUUUGAGAAAAUAAGAGAAGAUGGCAAAAAAAAACUCAAACAAAAUGCUGUACCAUCACUUUCUGAGGAGGUACGUUGUCACCUAUCCAGAUUAAGUCUUUGCAUAGAAUCAGAUCAUUCUUAUAAUAAAUUACUACCGGAUAAAGAAGAAUGCUAUGUAUAAUGGUGCUUUUUUAGUCUUUAAACACUCUUUUCCUUAAUCGGGGAAAACCUCCUCUUAAGACGAAGAAUAUGUAAAAUGAACGCUGAGAUUGAACCCAAGAACUUUCGGUUUCUGAUCAUCCGAUUCUGAUUUACAAGAGGCCAUGUAUUAUCAUUCCAAAACCCGCGAUACAUUUCGACUUCAAACGCGCGCUUCUCACGUUUACAUAAUUUUUCUUACAUAUUAGGAUCCCAGACAGCACCCAUGUCUAAAAGUGGAACAUAAGGUAUCUAAAAGACAUCUUUUAGACGUCUUACGAAAAGAUUGCUAAAAGAUAUCUGAAAAACGUCUAAAACACGUCUUAUGUCCCGAUUUUGGACAUUGUGCUGUCCGGGAUAUGUUUUAAAUGUAAACGUAUGUAUCUUUUGUUUUAAACAUAUUAUUAUGUAAACACUGCUUAAUACAUGUUUAAAAUGUUUAAAUAAAAAACUUGAUGAUUUGUACUUCUUUAAAAAAACGUGAUCUCUCUUUUUACUAACGUUUUACUAACACAUAGGCUUAUGAACACAUACCCACAAGGAUACACAAUAUAUAUAUUAUAUUCUAUACUAUUUUUAUAAUAUAUUAGGUUGGUGCAAAAAUAAUUGCAGUUUCUAUCACUUUGAUUUUAAAUUUCAGUUCUGUAUUUCGACAUGAAGUUGUGUCUUAUUAUAGUCACAUGGUAUACCACUUUAAAGUUCUGACUUCCCUGUAUUCAUUUAUGCUAGUGCUAUUGUCCUUCCUAGCGUAUAUAUGAAGUUAUUAAGAACUAUCAAAUUGAAAAUGAAAAAGGAGCAAUUCGUACGAUUUUCUUGUACGGUUUUCUUGCAUGAGUUCAAAUUGGGUCGUAAAAAGCUUCAGAAACUGCACGCAAUAUCAACCAGGCAUUCGGCCAAAAGACCGUCCAAGAAACGUAUAGAUACCAUUAGCUCCACAAAAGUUUAGAAGAUGAAGCGGGAAGUGAUCGACCUGAAGCUGUUGAUAAUGUUCAUCAAUUGAAAGCCAUUACCUAUCGAUGCGGAUUCACUGAAAACUACUAGAGAAGUUGCACAAAUACUUAACGUAGACCAUUCAAUGAGCUGAGAUAUUCACAUUUGAAGUUGAAGAUUAAAAACCGCAAUUAUUUUUGCACCAACUGAAUAGCCCUGAUGAAAAAAUUUCUUAUAUUUUCUCAGAAAUUUUGUAAGAAUUGAGACUUAUAAAAAAUUC